GAAAAGAAAUGAAGGAUUUAAAGCGAAAGGUCAUGCCAGAGAACGGAUGCACCCUCCCCUUCCGAUUUUGCAAUGUGAAAAUAUUUCAUCCAUGACUUCGCGUGCAACACGCACAAUAUGCAUAGAAUAGCUAUCUUGCUGAUACCACAGUAAAUAAUCUUCUAUUAUAAUAUCGUUGGCCCAUCAUUAUUAUACCCACUUUAAUACAUCAACUAAUCUUUACAGUAUAUUUAUGCUUGCGAACCUAAAUAUCUUUAUUCAUUUGAUUUCAUUUUUGAUUCCGACUCCAAGAAAUGGCCAAAAAAGAAAUGAUGUAAAGGGUAGAACAUGUAUUUAUUUUCUACAUUUUUCAAUUGUAGAAUGUAUUGUGCCUGUUUUUCAAAUCCCAUGUUAUUAACGCUACACUGGAUAAUUUACUUUGGGAACGAGUGGGAGAGUGAUAAACUAAAAGUAAACUCCCUAAUAAUUAAUUCGUUUGUGUUUCCUUCUAGAGAAAUUCACAAAAAACUGGCAAACCAAAAAGUUGCCAUUUUGUGCACACCUAAGACAAGAAUAGUUCAAAAUGUCGACUUUUUACAUUAGUACAAGUAUUACACCUAACAGUGACAAUGGACGUUGCAGGUAGACCGUGCUCUAAUGAUAUGCUGUACAUUGCCGUAAUGGCCCUGGACUGCACUUUCUCGUUUAGGAAUCGUCUUCUUAUGUUGCCAUCCUAGCAGAAAAUAUCACUAGAAUCUAGUUACCCCACGCCCUACCACUGUUAGAUGCAAUAAAGCAAGCACUGAUAAAGCACUGCGUGAAUCCUUGCAAGAGGUCGACAAUUUUAUCAAUUUCUGCAUCAGGCAUCGAAAAACGGCAACUUCUGGGUUCGCUAGUUUCUCUGCAAUUUUCUCUAAAAGAAAGCAAAAACGCGAAAGUUCCUAUAAGAGUUUUCUCUCGGUUUAUCAGUUCGUUCUCAAAGUUUUGACAUUUAAAUUAGGUAGGAUAACAUAGGUCGCGCCAGCGCUUCGACGUCCUGUUCUUUCCCUGGCUUACUUUCUUCUCCUUCUUCUACCUCGUCGGUAUUCAAUCUCACUCAUCCUCCGUUGAUAACUUACUACCGACUCCAUUCUCUCCUCGUCUUUCCAAACUUUCAUCUUUCCUACCACAAGCCUACCCCUCCUUUCCCUGUCAAUCGCCAUCGAAUUUCUUCACUUUAUCGCCUACUCCGUUCCUAUUUUCUGUCUUAAUACUUUCUCGAACACUUCUUCGCAACUUCUCCUCAUUUUGUCAUCUUACAUCAAUGCAGUUCUUCCUGCUUCUGCGGCCGAUCUAUCUUCUUUCAUCGCUUCCCCAACUAUGCGUAAAUUAUAACUUAGAACUGUCUAAAGCUACCUACACCGGGAAAAGAAAUUUCAUUGAACCAAACAAACGUUUCUUUGCUUUAAUGAAAUUUUUUUCCUGAGUAUAGCCUCCAAUUCCCAUUUCAUACAUUUUAUUUCGACUUCUGCUAUUCCUUUUCAAUGUUUCCUCUCCCAUACUUCCACCCCGUAAAAUACACUCCUCAUCUGUGUAUUCUUAAUUAUUUAUUAGUCUUCAGUAUACUGUAAUUAAUUAUUAUACGUUAAUUUUUAAAUAUCCUUAAAAUUAACAAAUUCUAUUUUUCCAGGCCUUUGAAUUCGGAGCCAGUAUUCCAAUGCCUCAUCUUCAAAGGGGGAAGAUCCGUAAAGGAAGGAUUCCGGAAUAAGAAUUGAAGAAUGGUACAACCUAAGCGGCGUAUGGAAUUAUUUGCUUAACGUAGCAGCAAAUAAUAUUAACUACGUCGCUUGAUGUUUCUUCACGAUGCCAAUGACAGCCGGUGCCAACAAAUGGGCCUCGAGAGCUGUCGUAGUUUUACAGCUGGCCGCGUGGAGUGCGGUUGGCAUCGUACUCCUUCAAAAGGGUGUAACUUCUCUUCAAAAGGUGGAUAUGAAGAACUAUACCCAAGUUCAGAUAGUCUCAGGAAGUAAAGUGGCAUUCGGCAUGCCCGAGGCAGACCUAGAAACAACGGUGCCAAAUGAGUUGUCCGUAAUACCAUUACAAGAAGAGUCAAAAAAUACACCAAACAACGGGAAUCCACCACCGAACAGUGAAAAAGUGAUUUGGAAAAACGAUGUUCCAAACGAAGGCGUCGGAACCGAAUCUCACAGCUGGGCAGUGGAGUUUGCUGAGAAGAGUUUGAAGAGCCUCCAGGAAUCCAGAGACUCUCGCAUGUUACAGAUAGAAGAUAAGAUGUUUAAAACGGAGCCAAGAAUAGUUAACGACGAAGGGAAAGGCGAGAAAAACGAAGAUCCGAAAAUGGAGACAGAUUUCUCGAAUGAUUAUGAGAAAUCGAGCAAGAACCGAAAUCUCAAUAGCGAAGUCGACGUCCUCCGCGAGAGCAAAAGGAUGAACCUCGAAGAGGUUUACGGACCUAAGUCGAUACCUAAGAUGAGGAUUAACGAAGAAAUUCAAGAGACAACGGAAGGAUCUUUUAAAGAAAACCCUGAGCGUAAGACGUCUCAAGAGAUUCGCCCGAUAAACAUCACCGAAUUGCUUAAUUCUUUGCAAGAUAAUUCGGCCAGCAGGAAUGCUGGGAGUAAAUUUAAUUCUGCGGGAAUUAAGGACAAUGCAUUGACGCCCGAUCAAAUGCCAUGGCGUAGGGACCGAUUGAGGAUAUAUGCUGCCGAGGUCGAAGAACAACGGAACGUCACAACGGAAUCUGCACCUGUGCUGGACACGAGAAGGAGAGAAACCACGUGGGAGCAUCGCAGGAAGCACAGGUUGUCGCAUCUUACCGGAGGAGGUGCUGCAGCUGCAGUUGCCAUGGUGGCCGUAGGUGCAGUUAUGCUAAUCCUGGGACCGGCUGUCAUAAUUUUGAGGGCCUUAGACGAAAGGCGCCAGGAGAGGAGGUUUCUAAAAUUGUCCGGCCAGGACGAUCCUCCACCCACCUACGAGCAGGCUACCUUGAUGGACGAGGCACCUAGGUACUCCACCUUAAGCCUGAACACCAUCCUUGGACCACCUCCUCCACCUUCUCCGGGGCCAACACCUCCAAGAGCACAGCUCGUCUAGUAUUUAACUCGUACCUGUUUUUCAUACAAAGAAACGCGAGAAUCGCGAAUCACCAAUGAUAUUACAUCUGCAGCUAACCUUUAUCACUCCAAGAAUAUUAGAAGAGUAUAAGAAGUUGGCAUUGUUACUGCCGGUUGGAGUGAUAAGGGUUAAUAUCGUCGCUGUGGAUAUAGUCGCUAUAAUUUUGUACCCACCAUCGUUACCGAGUAAGCGUAAUGAGUAACGAAGAGGUCGUUGUACUUGUUCAAUUUACACGAUCUUUCGUCCUCUUAUAGAACAGAGGCUCUUAAUGGACAAGACUUUCAGUUGUCAUGUUGGGAUUACCCUUUCAGUUAUCAUUUUCGUGAUGUCGAGAUGAUGCGAAAGUGACGUCUGAGGAGUGAAUCGUUUAUGGAGCUUUUCUCCGAACUGGGUGUACCGAGUUGUUUGACAUUUUACCAUGUAAUUAAGAAGGCUCCGAGGAAGGUUCUGACGAAAUUUCAUUAUUUAUAGAAAUAAAUUUUUUAAUGCUUAUGAACAAAUUUUUAAAAAUGACAUUUUAGUGUAUCAGAAAGCUUUCCUUAGAGUCGCCGUAUUCGUGUGAUGAAAUGUCAAGCGGUUCGAUACCAAACCACCCAAAAAUUUCAUUCUUUAUAGAAACAAAUUUGUUAAUGCUUAUGAACAAAUUUUUAAAAAUGAAAUUUAAAGUGUAUCAGAAUGCUUUCCUUAGAGUCGCCGUAUUCGUAUGAUGAAAUGUCAAACGGUUCUAUACCAAACUUCUCGGACGCUCCUUUCAUAUCAACUAUAAAAUUGAAGAUCAAAUGGCCUAUGACGGAAAUGAAUAUUCUCUAAGCAAAAAGGAUGAAACUGUUAGUUUCUUAUGAAUUGUUGUUUUCCUAAGUAGACGAUCAUUUCUGUCGGCUUAUGAUCAGAAGACCCUGAUAGACUAACUAUAAAUGUUGCAAAUAUUUCAAUAUAAUUCUUGAAAUGCUUCCACCUCUUCUCGCGGGGUGGGUACCUGUAAAGAUACAUACAUAAUAUAGCUUUAAACCUCCAAUGAUCGUAUGCAUUAUGACUUCGAACCUCCAUAAACGUAACUGAACGCUUUAUGUUUGUACCUGUUUCAAUAUUCGGAGACGAAAAAUAUUCGUAGGUAAUGGAAGUAUCCAAGUUACGAAGCUACAGCUGAAGUAGUAGCUGUAGGUUGAAUCAUGACUAUCGUAAGAUUAAUGUCCUUAAUCUUCGGAUUAAUGACUGCUAAUCGUCUCAAGAAAUCGUAUUUCUCAAGCUGUCAAAGGAGAACGAUAUUCCGUUAACCUGCAAGCAAUCAACCGUAAUAGACAGUUUCAAGAUCUGUGACCUUGAAUUUAUGAAUCCUUGAACCAGUUCAGGUUCUUUUUGCUUGGGAUCUUUGUGAAGCCAAGUCUAGGGUGACUUUGUGAUCGACUUCUGAUCUUUUUUGUCACUUGCAUGAUUUCGCCAGAAGUGCACGCAAUGAACAUAAAUCGAACGGCAAUUUCCUUUCCUCGUCUUUAAUCGCGACCUCGUUAUCGAUAAAGAUGCGUCAGACCGUACACUGGAAAUGUACAGUCAUGUUUUAGAAUAGACUUUUAAACCUGCUAAAUGAAAUCGAAAAAAAUGUAGAGUACGCUAUAAAUAUUAAGGCGGUAGUUUUUAUAUUCGCUAGAUUCAGGUUCGCUUGAAAAGAUUUUAAAGACAUGAAAAAUCCGAAAAGAAGUCUUUCCUACGGCUAAUCAUUUCAAGAACUUAGAACUCAAUACAAAGAAAUGCAGAACAUUACAUGUGUAUGUGUUCUUCAAAUAUCAGUAAUACAUAACAUGACAUGAGUUGUGACGUAAAAAUAAUUUAACGAAUGCUGUAACUUAUUUUAAUUGCUUAGCACAAUUUUAAUAGGUCUUACUUUUCCCCUCGUUAAGCGAUAUCGCGUCGGAUGUUAAAUAAACAUCCAUUAGAUCAGAUAUAGAUAAUUAACCGUAACAUUUUUUACGAAACACUUUUCACCAAUGCCAACAUUUUGUGUCAGAUGUAUGUGUGGCCAAUUUUACGCUGUUUUAGCAUAGCGACAAUAAACACUCUUCAUUGUUAUAUAAACAUUAGGAAUUGCAAUGUACAGAGUGAUGCAGUUUCUCAAAGCAUCGCAACACUGGAGUAAUGAUUUAAUAUGAAACCAACUGAUCGAAACAUUCAAGACUGUUACGUACUAAAGACUCUUGUAAAAACCACUUUAUCGUCUUUUGAUCAUAUUUGUUUGAGUUAUUCAUUGAGCGAUGACUUAUUGCUUUUAAUGAUAUUAGGCGAAAUGUAAAUGCUUAACGAGCGGUUCCUCGGAACACUUUCGUCUUAAUGGUUCCUUUUUAUUAGCGUGUCUCGAUUCUAGGAAAUAAGUUUCCAGGUGGUCAAUGUAUGUACAUGCACGUGUAAACGCUUAAGUACUCGAAUAGUUUUAAGUAAUUUACGAGGAAUUCUCUCCGUCCAUUACAAACUUAGCACUCAAAGCGUUUCAGACUCAAGGGGGUCCGAUAAUUGGCUGACCCAGGAAGGUCUCGACUGACAAUUAUGAUUAAUUGACUGGGAAUUGACUCGCACAAUAUGUCGAACCGCAUCUAUAAAACCUCUCAAAUAUGUUUAUAAUUUGCUCUCCAAUUGCAUUACCCUGGAGGAUUCUGUUUUCCAUGUUUAUGCCUUUUAAACGAUGCGAAUAUUAUUACCUCUUUGACGUGAUAUUGCGCUGGCGAUUGAUUGAUAAUGCAAACGAAUUCUUAAUUAGCAAAAAUCUCCGAUCGCGUAUGUAAAUAAGGAAUUUCACGAUAAGGAACAACCAUGGAAAUUUAUAAGACGACGUAUGUAAUGUGUGAGCUAAAAGAUAAUAAGUAUAAUAUUCUAUAUUUAUAUUGUAAUGAAAUAUUGCGCAACGAAACGGUGUUGUGAGAAAUGUAAAAUAAAG
Molecule: messenger RNA, 6016 nt
Organism: Orussus abietinus
Lineage: Eukaryota; Metazoa; Arthropoda; Insecta; Hymenoptera; Orussidae
Exons: 2
Coding region: 1822-3072 (416 amino acids)
Source: RefSeq, a predicted model, not a curated record